AUGUCCACGGCCUGGAACCAGCUCUCCUCCGCUACUCUCUCUCUCCUCCCUCUGUCUCAUCUCCUUCACAUUUCACUCCUCUCUCUUCUUCCUCCCCAUCCCUCCUCCCUCCUCCCCCCUCUCUCUCCUCUCCCCUAUCCCAUCUCCCUCCUCUCUCCCCCCCCUCUCUCUCUCUCCUCCCUCCUCUCCCCUAUCCCAUCUCCCUCCUCUCUCCUCCCCCCUCUCUCGCCCUCCCCUCUCCUCCCUCUCUCCUCCCUCCUCUCCCCUAUCCCAUCUCCCUCCUCUCUCUCCCCCCUCUCUCGCCCUCCCCUCUCCUCCCUCUCUCCUCCCUCCUCUCCCCUAUCCCAUCUCCCUCCUCUCAACCCCCCCCCCUCUCUCCCCUCCCCUCUCCUCCCUCUCUUCCUCCCUCCUCUCCCCUAUCCCAUCUCCCUCUCUCUCCUCCCCCCUCUCUCUCCCUCCCCUCUCCUCCCUCUCUCCUCCAGGCCUUGCUCUCUCUGUGGAGAUGAUGUUCUUACUGUUGUUAGAGUUGGAAUCACAGGAUCCCAGAGAAGGCUAUAG
This is a messenger RNA of Knipowitschia caucasica, 558 nucleotides long. The record is from the annotation of a GenBank genome assembly. NCBI's taxonomy places the organism in Eukaryota, Metazoa, Chordata, Actinopteri, Gobiiformes, Gobiidae.